This is a messenger RNA of Histoplasma capsulatum G186AR, 1260 nucleotides long. RefSeq names its product protein kinase. Gene Ontology annotation, molecular function: ATP binding; protein kinase activity. The record is from RefSeq and is a predicted model, not a curated record. Gene Ontology annotation, biological process: regulation of mRNA processing; spliceosomal complex assembly; protein phosphorylation. Bases 1 to 1260 code for a protein of 419 amino acids. Lineage: Eukaryota; Fungi; Ascomycota; Eurotiomycetes; Onygenales; Ajellomycetaceae. The transcript has 5 exons.
AUGAUGUCACGCUUUGGUGUGUGGGGAAACUCUCUCCUACAAAAACUAUUAUCCUCAAAGAAUAUCUCCACCGUCCCAUCUUUUGUUAGUCUGCCACGAGACACACUUAUCGAGGAAGAGACUCUGCCUUACUAUAAACCUGAGCAGUACUAUGCGGUCAACAUUGGGGACGUAUAUAAUGCCAGAUAUCACAUCGCCGGAAAACUUGGUUAUGGGGCUUAUUCAACGAAUUGGCUUUGUCAGGACCUCCAGGACAAUAAAUAUAGGGUAUCGAAAGUGUCCACAAUGAUACCAGAAUUUUCUACGGCAACUGAACGCGAGUUGAAGAUUUACGAGCACCUGUCCCAGGUCGAUUCUACUCAUCCGGGUCAGUCGCUGAUUCGCGAGCUCUAUGAUUCGUUUGACCUCCAAGGGUCUGCAGGGAAACAUCACUGCCUAAUACUGCAAUCAAUGCACAUGACACUUCUUGAAAUGAUGAGAUUAAAUCCAAGGCCGUUUGAUCUGCCCCUGCUCAAAUUGACUCUUAAACGACUUCUUUUGGCUCUUGACUUUUUGCAUAAUGAAGCUGGGAUAAUCCAUACUGAAUCCAUUGCUAACCGCGGAUUUCUAGACCUAAAAACGGACAAUUUGAUGCUCACUUUGGAAGACGACACCAUGUUGGCGGACUUCGCAAAAGCAGAAGCCAAGGAUCCUAGCCCUCGGAAGCAAGUUGACCAGUCACGUACCAUUUACAGGAGCCGGAGAUUUCGCCGGCCUCUUAAGGGCAAUAACUACGGACUUCCCAUUCUCUGUGAUUUUGGGGAGGCACGAAUUGGUAGGACACAGGAGUCCGGCCCGUUUGUCCAACCCCAUAUCUACCGGGCGCCAGAGAUUAUCUUCGAAAUGCCUUGGGGAAGUGCCGUCGAUAUCUGGAACGUUUGGGACCUCUUUGAAGGCGAGCACUUGUUUGGAGACAUCUUCGAUACCAAAGGCUCCCACGACCCUUUCAAACACCUAGCGCGUAUGGUUGCUCUAAUAGGGCCACCACCGAGCGGCUUUGUGAACCGUAGUGAGACAACAUACCAAUGUUUUGACUCAAAUGGCGCUUGGAUUGCCCACAAGGAUACAGCCAUACCCGCAAUCUCCCUGGAGAGCAUAGAGAAGCGACUCUCUGGACAAGAAAAAGAAUCAUUUAUUCAAUUCCUCAAAUCCAUGCUCAAGUGGCUGCCAGAGGAACGCAAAACAGCAGCCCAAUUACUUGAAGACCCAUGGUUGCUCUGA